AGCUGGGAACAGAGUGGUGACCUAGCUGAGGAACAGAUUGGUGACCUAGCUGAGGAACAGAGUGGUGACCUAGCUGAGGAACAGAGUGGUGACCUAGCUGAGGAACAGAGUGGUGACCUAGCUGAGGAUCAGAGUGGUGACCUAGCUGAGGAACAGAGUGGUGACUUGGCUGAGGAACAGAGUGGUGACCUAGCUGAGGAACAGAGUGGUGACCUAGCUGAGGAUCAGAGUGGUGACCUAGCAAAGGAACAGAUUGGUGAUUCAGCUGGGGAACAGAUUGGGGACUUAGCUGAGGAACAGAGUGGUGACCUAGGUGAGGAACAGAGUGGUGAAUCAGCGGAGGAACAGAGUGGCGACGUAGAUGGUGAACACAGUAUUGUAACUAAAAGAGACAAGGAUGACCUCCUGGAAGAGCCAAGUGGAGGAAUAAGUCGAGAAGAAGAACACAGAGGUGACGUAACUGCAACAGAGGAGACAACUGCUUGUAAACAACUAAGUAUCGUCGGUGCUGAAGGUGCUGACGUGACCAACAACGACAUGUGUGAAGUCAGUAACCGAGACUCCGGCACGAGCUGUCUGAGUGAGGUGGACGAUGUGAGCGACGAUGACACCCUGGUGGGGCUCAACAGUGACGGCGACGGAGUGGUCCUGAGUGGCACGGAGGAGGGCGGCAGUAGCAGAGGUAGCGGUGAGGGGUUCCUAAGGGCCCACAGGAGGGAUGACAGUGGUAUCGAAUUGGGCUCCUAUUCUCAGGAGCAUGAAAGCUGUCGUCACCAGCCGGAUGACCGCCAUCAGUCUGAGGAAUUAGAUAAUAGUAAACGAAGGAGAAGCAGCGAUGGCUACCCGAGUGAAGAAAAUGAAAAUGAGGUGAUGAGAAACAAUGAGAUUGAAUUUCCGCGUGAUGAGGCCGAUAAUAUUAGUGUGCUAAGUGAGAUGAGUAACCCUCCUCCUGAAUGGGUUCAUGUGAGAGAGGGGGAGGAGGGUGGUGAACCCGGUGGUAGGAUAUUUAGGAGGAGCCGCAACCACCAGUUUAGGAUCGGCAGGAGGUUCACAAGUCAGAAGAUGCUGAAGAAGAUGAAGAAAGCAGUCCAUUUUGGCAAGAAGGGUGAAGACGACGAGAGGGACGUGGAGGUCCACCACACCAAGCUUCUGCAGGAAAGGUAAGACAGUGUUGUUACC
Messenger RNA from Homarus americanus (American lobster), 1179 nucleotides. RefSeq lists its product as uncharacterized. The record is from RefSeq and is a predicted model, not a curated record. The coding region runs from base 538 to 1164 and encodes 208 amino acids. The transcript is spliced from 3 exons. Lineage: Eukaryota; Metazoa; Arthropoda; Malacostraca; Decapoda; Nephropidae.